Messenger RNA from Tetrapisispora phaffii CBS 4417, 1386 nucleotides. RefSeq names its product Smi1p (gene SMI1). Lineage: Eukaryota; Fungi; Ascomycota; Saccharomycetes; Saccharomycetales; Saccharomycetaceae. The record is from RefSeq and is a predicted model, not a curated record. Gene Ontology annotation, biological process: cell wall biogenesis; regulation of fungal-type cell wall biogenesis. Bases 1 to 1386 code for a protein of 461 amino acids. Gene Ontology annotation, cellular component: mating projection tip. The transcript has a single exon.
AUGGAUUUAUUUAAGAAAAAAGUUAAGGAACUGUUCUACACUUAUAGUACCUCAGACCAUUAUGCUGAGUACGAUCCGAAUUCAACUCCAAAUUUUAAUAUGAACUCCAGAAGUGGCAAUAGAAACCAAAGCAAGGUAUAUCUAAACAGUAAUAAUACUUAUAGUAACAGUGGUGUCGAUGAAGAGAUGGGUUAUCAUGAUAACGCUGAAGCAAUUGAUAUUGAGAACUUCAAUGCAAACGACAAUGAAGGUGUAUCAGAGGUCAUUUUAGCAUGGACACACAUAGAUAAGUGGUCUUCCGAAAAUAAUCCUGAUUUAAAUGCAACUUUAGAUGAUCCCUGUACUCAUAAUGACGUCCUAAGGGCCGAAGAAGAUCUGGAUAUUAUAUUUCCUCCAUCAGUAAGGGCUUCUUUAAAAAUUCAUAAUGGUCAAGAAGAUUUGGAAUCCAUCACAGGGACCUCAGGUUUAGUUUAUGGUUUACAAUUGAUGAAAUUAGAUGAAAUCGUACAUAUGACACAGACUUGGAGAAACGUAGCUGCCAGUCUGAAAAGACGUCAAGAACAACAACAAAGUCGUCAGCGUGCCCAAGAAGGUUCAUCAAGCACUCAAGGUCAGUCGCAAAGUCAGUUUAAAUUAGCAAAUAUCCCUGAACAAAAAUCGAUCCCUCCUCAUGCUAUUCAACCAGUAUAUGCUAAUGCAGGUUGGAUUCCUUUAUUGACAGAUUUGGCUGGUAAUCAUGUUGGUGUUGAUUUAGCUCCUGGUGAAUUGGGUAAAUACGGUCAAGUUAUUAUAUUCGGUAGAGAUUUUGAUACCAAAUACGUCGUAGCUAACAACUGGGGUAUCUUUUUAUUAUCUUUUGCUAAUGACUUGGAGGUUGGUAAUUGGUAUCUAGUUGAUGAUUCUGACGAUUACUUAAAUGGUGACGGUGAACUAGCAUUUAGAGACAAAAGCAGAAACGGUCCAAUCAAGGAAUAUUUAGAUGUAUUGAAGGAUAGAGCCAUCGGAUCGUAUAAAGUAUUGAUACAAGCUGCUCAGCACGCACAGGAAACUACACAGAAUACCAAUGUUCCAACUGAAAAGGCUCCUUCAAGAGUUGUAAGCGAAAGUGUAAACAAUUUUAACGAUGAAGAAAUGAUAAUGACCGAAGAUGAAGAAGAGCCGGCCAAGGAAGAACCAGUCGAAGAAGAGCCAGUCGAAGAAGAGCCAGUUAAGAAAGGGCCAGUUAAGAAAGAGCCAGUUAAGAAAGAUCCAGUUAAGGAAGAGCCAGUUGAAGAAGAGGAGGCAGAAGAAGAAGCAGUUAAAGAAGAAGUUAUCAAGGAUGAAAAAUCCAAAGAAACUGAAGACAUUGACAAUUUAAAGAAAGAUUUAGAAAAUGUAGCAUUAUAA